AAGACUCCUGUGUUGCUCCUACAUUAACUGUGGCUUUUCUUGUUUCAGACGUGAACGAGUGUCUCCUGAACAACGGCGGCUGCUCCCACAUCUGCAAAGACAUGGUGAUCGGCUUCGAAUGCGACUGCACACCUGGACUGCAGCUCAUCGACCACAAGACCUGCGGAGACAUCAAUGAGUGCAUGAAUCCUGGUAUCUGCAGUCAGAUCUGCAUCAACCUGAAGGGCGGCUAUAAGUGUGAAUGUCAUAACGGCUACCAGAUGGAUCCGGCUACCAGCGUCUGCAAGGCUGUUGGUAAGGAGCCGUGCCUGAUCUUCACCAACCGCCGUGAUAUCCGCCGUCUGGGUCUGGAGAGGAAGGAGUACACACAGAUUGUAGAGCAGCAGAGAAACGCAGCAGCUCUGGAUGCAGAUUUCAACCAGCAGACCAUCUUCUGGGCCGACCUGGGACAGAGGGCCAUUUACAGCACCGUCCUGGACAGGCGAGGCGACGUCGGCGUCCAUAAGAAGGUGAUCGAUAACGUCCAGACUCCUCUGGGCAUCGCUGUGGACUGGAUCUAUAACAACCUGUACUGGUCCGAUCUGGGAGCC
Molecule: messenger RNA, 590 nt
Organism: Poecilia reticulata (guppy)
Lineage: Eukaryota; Metazoa; Chordata; Actinopteri; Cyprinodontiformes; Poeciliidae
Source: RefSeq, a predicted model, not a curated record